This is a messenger RNA of Neurospora hispaniola, 960 nucleotides long. RefSeq lists its product as uncharacterized. The transcript is spliced from 5 exons. The coding region runs from base 1 to 795 and encodes 264 amino acids. The record is from RefSeq and is a predicted model, not a curated record. Lineage: Eukaryota; Fungi; Ascomycota; Sordariomycetes; Sordariales; Sordariaceae.
AUGAUGGAUCUUGAACCUCGUUGGGACGGAUCAUGCUCAGAAUCGUUGACCUCUCGGGUACAAAAAGAUGGGUCAUUCACUGCCAGCUUCCUUUCUUGCUCUCACCUCCACCUCAACCCUACUGUCAACAUCGGCACCAUGCGAUCCUCAGCUCUCGUCUCGGGAGCCAUUUUGGCCAUCCUUCAGGCUAUCCCUUCGAGUGCCCUACCGGCUUCUGAUGCCAAAUCGGCCCACGAUCCUAUCUUUGGUUACGGCAUCGAGGAUAUUAUCUGGGAAGUCAAGGCCCACCCGGAUGGCCCUACCAUGAACGUGACCGGCACCAUUCAGCAGGUUUACGAUGCCCUGGACAAAGCCAACCCCAACUUCCGUAAGGAUUUUGGAAUCGACAACACCGCCGACAGCCCUGUGUUCGCUACGGCCACUGAGUCCGACAGCUCUUACGAGCUCGAGUCGCUUGUCUGCAAUGUGUUCGAUUAUGCUCAGAGGACUGCUACCACGAAGGGCAUCGAGUACCUCAAUAAUGUACCCGGUACGCCUGCCAACGGACCCGGUCCCGGCAACUGCGGGCGCGUUAGCUGCUCCUAUGAGAGCGCUAUUUAUUGGUGCAAUGAUAACCCGGACGUCAAAUCGCUCGACUCGUACGGCUCCAUCGGUUGGGCUGCUCAGUUUGUUCUCAACUCCCACAACAGGGACUGUGCCACGAUUUGGGGCGAACUUCCCGAAGACAACGGCGUUAAGGGUCGGGUCUUCGUUAAGGGCAACUGGAACGUUGUCGUCCGCAAGGAUGAUUGCUAAAAUGUAUGCUCAUGGUGCAUAAGUACUUGGGGGUCAGCACUAUGGACUCGAAUGUCAUGGAUGUACCUGCCUAGGCAUCCCCAGUGGGCCAUAAGCCUCGAGCGAGGAGUGGAAGGAGGCAGAAGACGCGUGCCCUGUGUGUGCUAGAGUUUAUGAGGAAGGAAC